This is a messenger RNA of Peronospora matthiolae, 591 nucleotides long. NCBI's taxonomy places the organism in Eukaryota, Oomycota, Peronosporomycetes, Peronosporales, Peronosporaceae. The record is from the annotation of a GenBank genome assembly.
AUGCACUCGCGAGCAACCCGAGCAGUAUCGGAGGUGGUGGUUGCUGCUGGCACAGCAGGAGCGAUCGCAUCUGCGUGGUGGCUAUUGAAUCAAUUAUUAACAGCUGACGACCGACUCAAGCGGAUCGGUACUUCGUCAGCCUAUCUCGACUCGGAAGCUGUUUCCAGUCCCAAUACGUCAUAUCCGUCCGCUCCGCGAAGGAGCUACCAGUCUGAACGAGACCAUGACAUCGAUGACGGCGGCUUUGCCUCGCUGCCACUUGUCUCUGAGUCGGAGAGUGACACUGAUGAGGACGCAAUGAGCUACACGGCUGAGUAUUAUACUCCCCACCACGACGUCUGCAUGUUGUCCGUCAGUGUCCAGACUCUACUAAGUCCACUCGCAAAUGCUUCGACUGCCUGUCGACUCUACGAAGCUGAGACCGACGAGAACGAGACCACUUCUAUGCUGUCGUUUUCGGACACUGAAUUAAGCAGCAACGGCAGUGCUUUGUCCUUGUCCAGUGGAUACAACGAGCAGGAAGAAAAUUGGAUCGUACCGCGCUCCUUGACGUACGCAAGGACGGAGCAGUGGCUGUAUGUUCGACUAUAG